GAUCCUGUCCUGUCCAACUUUCCUGUCCUCUCAGAAACCUGACCUAUAGUCAAGGUCACAUCUAUUAAAUUCUAUAAAUCUUAAAUCAAGAAACAGCGCGUCUGAACUUCACCUCCUCACCGACAAGCUGAACGUGACCUGCGUAGCUCCUGAUUGGCUGUUGCGAGCUAGACCCCUUUUCCUCCAAAUGGGGUUACGUUAACCAGGUGGUGCAUUCAAGUGUAAUAGGACAUUUUUAAUAUUGCCGACGUGCACAAUUAAAGAUUAAAUAUACGCUCUCUUUUAUUAGUCCCUUUUUGUAUUUCUCUAACCAGUGACACGUGUGUUUUAAUUUCACUAAGUUUGAUCAGUUGCUUGAUAAAGUGUCACCUGUCAGCUGCUGUGAUGUGUCAAAUAUUUUUGACAAAAAUUGACAAAAAAAAUUAAACAGGUUUUACUUUUAUUUUGCACCAGCACCAUAACCUUCAACCGUAACCUAGUGUGUGCCACUAGAUGGGGCACUCUCCUACAAGAUUACCUGCCGUUUUGCGCGCGCGCGCGCGUUUGACUUGCAAAAGUAUCUUUGCGCGCGUGCACAGGACUCCAGAGGCCACUGUGGGCUCAACAGCAGCAGCAGCAGACGCUGAGAGAGGAUCAGAGUCUGUGUCGGAGAAUCUCGUUUUUUGUUGUUGUUGUUUUAUUUUCUUCUUCGCUACCAUAUCUGCUGGUCUGCAGCACACGUUCACGAGCAGAGACUUUUUCUGGAAAAUCCGUUUUCUCUGGUUGAGUUCUGCGUCUCUCUCUGUGAAAACACGAAAAGGAGAAGGGAGAGAGAGAGAGAGAGAGAGAGGGGGGAUACCGCUGCUGCAGAGAAAGUUAGUGGGACACCGUGGAGGCACCAUGUCCUCAUCAGUGAGGAGUUUGGUGUGGAUGCUGCUUCUGUUUCACCUCCCCACGUGUACAGCUGAUCCAGGUGUGUCCUCGGAUCCAGAUGUUGUGGCGGAGGCCCAGAGUGGUGCAGUGCCCACAGCUGAAGGUUAUUUCCUAGAGUUCCAAGAGCCAGUCAACAACAUCACCCACUUCCAGGGCCAGACAGCAACUCUGCACUGCAAGGUAGCAGGAAACCCCCGGCCCUCCACCCGCUGGCUGAAAAACGAUGCCCCUGUGGUCCAGGAGCAGGGACGGAUAACCAUCCGUAAGACAGAGACGGGAUCCAAGCUCAAAAUCCAGAACCUGGACACCACGGACACCGGCUACUAUCAGUGUGUUGCCACCAACUCACUGAAGACCAUCACGGCCACAGGUGUCCUCUAUGUCAAACUAGGUCAGGUGCCCACGCACAGCCCCGACAAACCGACACGGGAAAAAGGUUUCUGUCAGCCCUACAGAGGAAUUGCCUGUGCCAGAUUUAUUGGCAACCAGAGUAUUUAUGUUGAAUCACUGCAGACGCAGGGGGAGAGUGAAAACCGCAUCACAGCGGCUUUUACAAUGAUCGGCACCUCCACCCACUUGUCGGACCAGUGCUCCAAGUUUGCCAUCCCAUCCUUCUGCUACUUUGUCUUCCCUCUGUGUGAUGAGAGCUCUCAGGCCCCACGGCGCCGACAGCUCUGUGGAGACGAGUGUGAGGCCCUGGAAAAUGACCUGUGCCACGCUGAAUACACCAUUGCUCGAUCCAAUCCCAUGAUUCUCAUGCAGCUGAAGCUCCCUAGCUGCCACCUGCUGCCACGGCCAGGCACACGUGACGCCAUGUCCUGCAUGAGGAUCGGCGUGCCACCAGAAAAACUGGGUUCAUACUCUCCCUCAGACCAGACAUGCUACAAUGGAAGUGGAGCUGACUACAGGGGCACAAUUAGCAUCACCAAAUCAGGUCAUCACUGUCAGCCAUGGAGCGCUCAAUACCCUCAUAGUCAUCGCUUGUCCCAGGAAUACCCUGAGCUCUGGGGGAGUCACAAUUUCUGCCGGAACCCAGGAGGCCAGAUGGAGGCGCCCUGGUGCUUCACACUGGACCCUCAGGUCAGAGUGGACCUCUGUGACAUCCAUCCGUGCAAGCCUCCAGAGAACACCAGGAAGGAGAUCCUGCUCAUUUUAAUUCCUGCCAUCACCAUCCCAUUGAUUGUUGCCUGCCUCUUCUUUUUGGUGUGUAUGUGUCGUAAUAAGCAAAAGGCUACAAGUGAUACACCACCUCGCUGCCAGAUUAGCAGCCCACCUAACCAGGAUGUGGAGCUGUCUCUUCUCAACCAGCAAAAACACCAGGCCAAGCUGCGAGAGAUCAACAUGUCAUUAGUACGGUUCAUGGAGGAGCUCGGUGAGGAUCGCUUUGGCAAAGUUUACAAGGGCCAGAUGUUUGGCACCACACCUGGUGAGCAGACCCAGGUGGUCGCCAUUAAGACAUUGAAAGACAAAGUUGAACCUACUCUCUGUGAAGAGUUCCGCCAUGAAGCCAUGCUCCGCUUUCAGAUUCAGCAUCAACAUGUAGUUUGUUUGCUGGGCAUAGUCAACAGAGAGCAGCCAACGAGCAUGAUAUUUUCCUAUUCCAGCCUUGGGGACCUGCAUGAGUAUUUGGUGAUGCGCUCCCCCAACUCAGACGUCAGCAGCUCAGAUGAUGACAAAACAGUGAAGUCCACUUUGGAGCAGGCUGACUUUCUCCAUGUUAUCACACAGAUUGCUGCUGGAAUGGAGUAUCUUUCCAGCCAGCAAGUAAUCCACAAAGACCUUGCUGCUCGAAACAUUGUAGUCUUUGAUAAACUCACCAUCAAGAUCCUGGAUCUGGGGCUGCUCAGAGAUGUCUACUCUGCUGACUACUACAAUCUAAUGGGAACAAGUCUUUUUCCAAUACGUUGGAUGUCCCCAGAGGCAAUAAUGUAUGGCAAGUUCUCCACAGACUCCGACAUCUGGUCUUAUGGCGUCCUGCUGUGGGAGACAUUUAGUUAUGGUCUGCAGCCCUAUUGUGGAUACUCCAACCAGGAUGUCAUUGAGAUGGUCCGCAACCACCAGUUGCUUCCUUGUCCAGAUGACUGCCCAGCGUGGAUUUACACCCUGAUGCUGGAGUGUUGGAGCGAGUUCCCUGCAAGACGACCUCGCUUCAAGGACAUCCACACACGCCUGCGCUCCUGGGAGAGUCUGUCCAACUACAACAGCUCUGCUCAGACGUCUAGCACAAGCAAUACCACACAGACCAGCUCUCUCAGUACAAGCCCGAUGAGCAACAUCAGCAUGAGCACAGCAAACACCUCACGUUACGCAAGUCCCAAAAAGGGCUCGCCCUUCCAUCAGCCCCAGUUCAUGCCCAUGAAGGGUCAAAUUCCUCGGCCCAUGGUUCCCCAACAGAUCUACAUUCCCGUUAAUGGAUACCACCCAAUGCAGGCCUACCCCUACCUGCAGAACUUUUAUCCAAUGCAAAUCCCCAUGGCCAUGCCACCUCAGCAGAUGCACCAUCAACCACAGAUGGUGAGCAAAGCAGGUUCCCACCACAGUGGCAGUGGAUCUACAUCUACUGGCUAUGUCACCACCGCCCCCUCCAACACAUCUGCAACAGAGAGAGCGGCUUUGUUAGGUGAGAGCUCCAAAACCAACUGUGAGGACUUGGCUGACAGAGCGUCACAGGCAGAGGCCGACCAAAACGAAAACUUUUCGGUGCCUGAGACAGAAUUACUAGGUGACAGUGACCCACCACAGACUGACAAACUGAUGGGCCAUUUGUCAGACACAUAAGUCUGAUUCUGCUCAAAUGACAAUGGAGCUGACCAUUACCUGGAUUCAUCUGAAUAUCUGAUGAGCAGAACUGACAGAAAACUUGAGCAUAAUGGUGACUGAAUGUUACAUUGAAAUUUUUUUUGGAUGAUAAUGUUUGAACCUCUUUCAGCAUAAACAAAGAAUCACAGCAGCAUCAACAUUAAGCAAACUUGUGGUUGCACGUUACUACGUUCGUAUUGAAACCAGCUUUAAUCCCACAUGUACUGCAUCUUUCUUUUUAUUCACAGGAAAUUGUGUAAAAUAACCACAAAGCAUGUCAUCAUGAUGACCAAAAACUGUCAUUGUUUACUUAGUUUGUAUAAGAGUGAAAGAGAGAUACAGAGAAAGAGUUGUACACCCAAUAAAUCAUUCAGUUAAAACAUUCACCCAAGAUAGAGAUCAUUGCUAACUCAAUUUAAAAGGGGAAGUACAAGUUGUUGUUUUUGUUUUGUUUUUUAAUUAUGAGGUUAUUUUGUGUUUUUCCACUGUUUCUGAGAAUGUAGUUUCCCUUCCCUGGCCUAUGGGUAAUGCCAAGUACACAUUUGAAGGCUGAGCUCCAUAUUCAUGUAACACUGGUUCACUGUUUAAUUUAAAUCUAAUCCAAUAAGAAAGUAGACACCAGUGAUGUCCAACUGGUUAUCCCCCUGAUGGGAGCUUCAGUAAUGUUCAUUAUUGUCCCUACAUCACUGAUGUCAACCUCUAUCAUUUUACAUUGACCAAUAUACAAACUACGUGAUUACAUGACAGCAACACUAAAGGUGUUCUUCUAUGGAUAACUCCACUACAGUGUUCUAUGAUAAAGCAGCACCUUGUUUGAGCCACACCCUAAAAUUGAUUUUAUUUAUGUUUUAAUAUGCAACCUUUUAAUUGCAUGGUAAUGUAACCUAUAAUCAAUACUGUUUUCAGAAGCACAUACAUGAGAUGUGGGAAAUAUAAAAAUUGGUACAGUAACAAUAAUUGACAAUUUAAUUUCAAUGCUUUCCCCUGAGGAAAAACAUUAAUAAAGGUCUGUAGUAUAUCAAUAUUAUAUAUAAAAUGUUGCUGAAUCUGUUGAGAGGUCAUUAAUAAAUGAAGGUUUUAUUCUGAGUUGUUCUGUUACUUUUCAUGUGGCUUUGAAAGUUGUACAGAUUUGUAAAUGAUGUUUAAACAUUAUAUUUGUUUAUAGUCAUCCUUUAUUGAUGAAAAUUAGCACUAAGCUUAGUGCUACAACCAGGAGCUUUCUAUCAUGUUUGUUUUGUUUAUGCAGUUGUUUUUUCCAACAUGUAUUGUGUACAUCCAUCUGUGAAGUAUAAAAUUUAAACAGAUGCAGAAGAAAGAAUGUUAACUUCCUUUUGUAAGAAAAAUAAAUAAUGUUCUACUAUCUAGUCCUUGUAUGGUGUUGUUAUUUUUGCUGUGGUACACAAGUGCUGUCAUGGUGCUGUCACAGAAAUGUCCUGAUCAGAAUUUUACUUAAUUGGUCCCCAAACUAUUAUUUAUUUACAGCAAAUGCUUUGUUGUCAUUUGUCAACGAACUAUUACAUUUCUACAAAAACAGAUAGAA
Cynoglossus semilaevis (tongue sole) is the source of this 5251-nucleotide messenger RNA. It is a transcript of the gene ror2, whose product is annotated as receptor tyrosine kinase-like orphan receptor 2. Gene Ontology annotation, molecular function: ATP binding; Wnt-protein binding; transmembrane receptor protein tyrosine kinase activity. The coding region runs from base 493 to 3690 and encodes 1065 amino acids. The record is from RefSeq and is a predicted model, not a curated record. Gene Ontology annotation, cellular component: plasma membrane; signaling receptor complex. Lineage: Eukaryota; Metazoa; Chordata; Actinopteri; Pleuronectiformes; Cynoglossidae. Gene Ontology annotation, biological process: protein phosphorylation; positive regulation of kinase activity; cell surface receptor protein tyrosine kinase signaling pathway. The transcript has 9 exons.